AUGAAGGAAGACGAGAAGCCUCCGGUCGAGGACGUCAAGAAGGAGUCGUCCGAGGUCAGCUCGCAGCAGGCCGCGACGGAGAAGAUGGUGGACGAGAAGAAGCCGGACGGCCAGGGGGAGGACGAGGGCGGCUACACCAGCGGCGCCCGCCUGGUCGUCAUCAUGGUCGCGGUGCUCAUGUCUCUCUUCCUCGUUGCCCUGGACCGAACUAUCAUCGCGACGGCGGUGCCUGAGAUUGCCAACCAGUUCCACGCCCUGACCGACAUCAACUGGUACGCCAGCGCCUAUCUCAUCACCAGCUGUGCCACCCAGCUCACCUGGGGCAAGGUGUACACCUUCUACUCGACCAAGUUUGUGCUGCUGAGCGCCAUCGUCAUCUUCGAGGUCGGCUCCGCCCUCUGCGGCGCUGCCCCAAACUCAACCGCCUUCAUCGUCGGCCGUGCCAUUGCCGGCACAGGCUCGGCAGGCAUCUUCUCGGGUACCACUGUCGUCAUUGCGCAGGUCGUGCCCCUGAGGAAGCGUCCCGUCUAUGUCGGCAUGAUGGGCUCCAUCUUCGGCAUCGCCUCUAUCAUCGGGCCUCUCAUGGGCGGUGCUUUUACUGACAGAGUCACCUGGAGAUGGUGCUUCUACAUCAAUCUCCCCAUUGGAGGUGUUACCAUGGCUGUGCUCCUCUUCCUCCUGAAUGUUCGCUCCAAAAAGGAGUCGACCCCCUGGAAGGCCCAGAUCAACCGCCUCGACCCCAUCGGCAGCAUCCUCUUCCUCCCCUCGGCCACCUGCUUCUUGCUCGCCCUCCAGCUCGGCGGCACCUCGUACCCCUGGAACAACGGCCGCAUCAUCGCCCUCUUCGUCGUCUCCGGAGUGCUCAUGAUCGCCUUCGUGGCCGUCCAGAUCUGGAGACAGGAGGACGCAACUGUGCCACCUCGUAUCUUCAGCCAGCGCAGCAUCGCCAGCGGAACUGCCUUCUCUGCCUUUGUCGGUGGAGUCCUCAUCUCCAUGCUUUACGCCCUGCCCAUCUGGUUCCAGGCCGUCAAGGGCACCACCGCAGUCCAGUCCGGCAUUGAUACCAUCCCCAUGGUCCUCUCUCUCGUCGUCGGAUCCAUCCUCUCAGGCAGCAUCAUCACCGCUACAGGACACUAUGUUCCAUGGAUGUACGUCUCGACCGUUCUCAUGUCAAUUGGCGCUGGCUUGACAACCACGUUCAAGCCUGAUACCAACCACUCUGCCUGGAUCGGAUAUCAAGUGCUGUUCGGCUUCGGUAUUGGAACCGGUUUGCAGCAAGCUAGUUUGGCGGCCCAGACGGUGCUCAACAUGAAAGACCUCUCGACCGGAGUCUCUCUCAUGUUUUUUGCCCAGUCCCUCGGCGGUGCCCUUUUCGUUGCCAUCAGUCAGUCCCUGUUCUCCAACGCCCUCGCCUCCAAUCUGGCUAAGGUGCCAGGUCUGGAUGUGAAAGCAGUGCUGGCCAGCGGUGCAAAGGAUCUCUCCAAGGUAGUCCCCCUUGACAAGCUGCCGCUGGUUCUUCCCCUUUACAACGACAGCUUGAGGAGAUCCUUCAUCGUCUCCCUGGCAGUCUCCUGUCUCAUGAUUCUUCCCACUAUUGGAAUGGAGUAUCGUGUCAUCAAGAAGAAAGAAAAAACUCCAGCCCCAGAGGCAACUGAG
Messenger RNA from Trichophyton verrucosum HKI 0517, 1656 nucleotides. RefSeq lists its product as uncharacterized. The record is from RefSeq and is a predicted model, not a curated record. The annotation marks the transcript as partial. Gene Ontology annotation, molecular function: transmembrane transporter activity. The transcript is spliced from 3 exons. Gene Ontology annotation, biological process: transmembrane transport. NCBI's taxonomy places the organism in Eukaryota, Fungi, Ascomycota, Eurotiomycetes, Onygenales, Arthrodermataceae.